Molecule: messenger RNA, 356 nt
Organism: Oncorhynchus tshawytscha (Chinook salmon)
Lineage: Eukaryota; Metazoa; Chordata; Actinopteri; Salmoniformes; Salmonidae
Product: cAMP and cAMP-inhibited cGMP 3',5'-cyclic phosphodiesterase 10A-like
Source: RefSeq, a predicted model, not a curated record
CCUAGCUCGGUUGGCUAGUGGUAUUGUAGGACCUAUAAUCUCGAUCAACCUUUCCAGUUCCGGUAUUGAACAGCGGCAGUUUGAGCAGAGAAGCACAGCCCCCUGGUUUCUCUCCGUAGCGUGUCCCUCCUUGCGCUCUGCUCUCUCACAGGCAGACAUGGAUGAUGGUCCGUCUUCGACAAGCUGUUUUCGAAGGAUAACGGACUGUUUUCUGGGCCCAAGUCUGACGGAUGACAAAGUGAAGGCCUACCUCUCCCUUCACCCUCAGAUGCUGGAUGAGUUUGUAUCGGAGAGCGUGAGUUCAGAGACACUGGACAGAUGGCACAAGAAGAAGAGCAGCGGUAGCCUGCCUGCAG